GAUAGGUAGAAAUGACAUGGGAAUCUAUUAAAAAUAACAUGUUCUGAAUAUUCACAUUGGAUUUCAAGGGUAUCUAGAACAACAAUAUCUACAGAAUGUGUGCAAUAUUUACUUUGGCUUAGAUAUGAGUCUUUUCCACCUCUGAAUCGUCAAUGUCGUAUAAAAGCUUAAACCAGGUCGAGCCCUCAACCCGUCUCGUUCGAUCGUACCCCAUCACAGCACCUAACCCCUGACCCCAAGUAGCUCAGACUGGUCGAAGUUGGUAAAUAUUUCACAUCCUUCUUCACAGCAGUGCUGUAUAGACCCGGGCUAAGCACUGUAAACAUGUUCCUGAGAGGGAGAGUAGGAAUCUAGGGCACUAUUAUCUGGCCCCUUUUCUUCGAGCAGAAGCAGAGAUCUGUGGAUGGAGAGAGCUGGAGAGAGAAAGAGAGAGAGAGAGAGAGGAGAUAUUUCGUGCUUUAUUCAGGCUGCUGGAGAAGACUAAUUCUUAAUACUCCUUUCUAGGAGCUAGACAAUCUCACAGGGACCUUUACUAUAAUACACAACCACACACACACACUUCAUACACUCUCUCAGCACCAUGUUGGAGGAGAAGAAGACCAAGGUGAAGAUCACGUUCUUUAUCAUCCUGGUGGGCAUCUCCUGCAUGCUGGCUGCCAUGGUGACGGACCACUGGACUGUACUGAGCCCGCCGUUCAACAAGUUCAACGCCACCUGUGAGACGGCCCACUUUGGCCUCUGGAAGCUCUGCAUGAAGACCAUCUUCAUGGUGGAGGAGGACCCUGAGGGCCAGGGCUGUGGCCCCAUCAGUCUGCCCGGAGCCAAGAACUGCUCCUACUUCAAACACUUCACUAAGGAAGAAGAGGCCAAAGGGUUCGAAGCCAAAACUCAGAAAGAGUACAACCUCUCAGCAGCGGCCAUUGCUGUGUUCAGCCUGGCCUUCAUGACCCUGGGGUCGCUGUGUGUCGUGUGCUCCUUCGGGAAGGGGAGGGACUACCUGCUGAGGCCUGCUGGGAUGUUCUUUGCCUUCGCAGGUCUCUGCAUCAUCAUCUCUGUUGAGGUGAUGCGGAACUCCACCAAGCGGAUGAUUGACAGCGAGGAGACCGUCUGGGAACAGUACUACUACUCCUGGUCGUUUGAAUGUGCCUGCACCUCCUUCGUCCUCCUGGUCUUCAGUGGUCUCAGCCUGUUGAUCCUCUCCAUGCCCCAGAUGCCACGCAACCCCUGGGAGACCUGUAUGGACGCAGAGCCAGACUCCAUGGAGCCUUUAGACUAGUAGUAGUAGAUCAGAUUAGACCUGCCCAGAUCAACCCCUGGGAGACCUGUAUGGACGCAGAGCCAGACUCCAUGGAGCCCUUAGACUAGUAGUAGUAGAUCAGAUUAGACCUGCCCAGAUCAACCCCUGGGAGACCUGUAUGGACGCAGAGCCAGACUCCAUGGAGCCUUUAGACUAGUAGUAGUAGAUCAGAUUAGACCUGCCCAGAUCAACCCCUGGGAGACCUGUAUGGACACAGAGCCAGAGUCCAUGGAGCCCUUAGACUAGUAGUAGACUCCAUUAGAACAGACUAGACUACUCUAGACCAGGGGAAUCUUCAACAAAGGCUGCUAAAACCAUACAUGUUUUUAUAGAAUCCAACUGAAGAUAAACUAAAUUGAGGCUGGUGGUGGGGGCAACAGAGUUAAGGAUACAGAUGAAUGAGAGUGGGGCACCCCGCCUAAGUAAUAGUAGAAGGGGAAACACUGCACUACACUGCUUGGUUUUAAGUGUACAGAUAAAGAUGUAAGGCAGGAUCUCUGAGCAGUCCUUGAGGGCCACAGAUUUUCCUUUCUUUGGUCCUUAACUGAUACAUUUCUGUCAUUGAUUGCAGAGAGUGUCCGCUCUCCUGGUCCAUAUCAUCCGUUACUAAGCAACAGACACUGUGGCACUUGAGGACUGCCCUGAUAUAGGGUGCGUUAGUAAAUUCACCAUGGCAACUUACUUCAAAAUUCAGAACACUCUGGUUGGAGAGUGCCAGAGCGCAGAAUCAUUUAUGAAUUUACGAACUGCCUAAACUCAGUUGUUAUGACAGAUUUAAGUAAACAUCGGCUAAAAAACUGAAUUAAAUUGUUGCCAGUAACACAGUUACAGUCACUAACCCUCUUGAUAACAUGAAAACACUCUAGCACUAAUAGCAGCUCUGCAAGGGUGAGUAACAUGUUCAGAGUGAAGUGUUCUCUCAUUUGUGUCUGGAAGUAGCUAGCAAGCAAGCUAAGCAAGUUUAGCCAGUUGGCUUAAAGCUUGAAGGCCGUAAAGUCAGAAUGCUCAGAUCAACCCUAGACCUCGGCCAGAGUGUCCAGUGUGCACUCUGAACGCUCCGAGAUCGAAACACUCUGAAGUUAUGAACGGACAAUCUGACAACACUCUGAAUUUACAAACACUCAAAGCACACUCCGAGUGCACUCUGACACUCUAAAGUGAAUUUACGAACGCACCUAUAAUGUACAGUAUUAAAAUGUGGCUUUUGCUAUAAAAUGACCACAGAGACAGAAAGAGCUAAAGAACAUGGCAACAUAGUGAGCUGCUACUCUGUGUAAUUUAAUAUAGUUUGAGCUGUCUUGUACACGUCUAAUAUACAUUUCCGCUCUAGCGUUCUACAUUUUUGUAAUGAAAUAAGUUAAUGCUUUAAUGAACGUUGCAUUGUAAAUGUUCACCCCUCCAGGCAGCUACAAACAAUGUGUAUUUAUUUAACAUGUAUCAAUGGAUUAAACCAUAUUGAAGCUCCAGUGCAAUGCCAGUACACAGAUCUACUGUAUUAGUUAGGGAGCUACACUGCUGCUUGUUGUUUACAGAGGAAACCUAGAAUGUACAGCGUGUAUACAGUACUUGUAUGUUUUAAACAUGGGCCUAUGAAGAUGAUAGAUAUGUUGUUUUGUGUUCAAUAGUAGCUUCAUCAAACAAUCCUUUCCAAUCUAGCUUGAACACAAAACAUUCAAGCUCACCACAGUGAUUAUUGGACAGAUACAUUGUCUUCACUGAAUGGCAAUAUCUCCCAUUGUGUACCUCUCCUCAUAUUGUAUUCUCUCUCUCUCUCUCUCCCUCUCCCUCUCCCUCUCUACUGUCUAAUUAUCUAUCUAUCCCCCCUCUCUUCCCAUCUGUUUCACUUAAAGUUCCAAAGCAAAAGAUGAAGUGUGAGAAUGUUUCAAGGGUGUUGUGAUAAAUUCCUUUCUUUCUAUUGACACAGGACAGUUGUUGCAGAAUGAAUUAUCUUCAAAGUAUUAUAGCCAGCUGAACAAGUUAAAUUGUAGUGAUUUUCAGUCAACAAGCGACAGGCAUGCUCUGUUUUUGGGGAACACUGAUGUAUAGGUACUGAUAUCAAUAGCUACAAAGCAGUAAUGUUCUGUGCUGACAGAUUCAAGUACAUCUAAACACAAACACCCCUUGUUCUCACCCAUCUAAGCACCGAACCCAUUGUUUUGUGCUAGGUUCUCUGACAGGUACAGUAUAAUACAUAUUUUCUACAAGGCCUAACCAUUGCUGUUUUGCUGUGAGCACGUAGUCAUAGAGUUAUUAAAGAGGCAAUCUGGAGUUCAAACAACAACAAAGGAACACCCUGCCACUGAUUUGGUAAACAGCUAAGGGAUGAGACUCGAGAUACAAUAUGUGACUAUUCUCAAUGUGUAGACAGAUGUAACGGUCUGAGUGUAGUGGGUGAGGAGUCAGGCGCAGGAAGCAGAGAGUUCAGGGAAGUGCUAUUUUAAUGCACAGAGAAAACGGCGAACAUAAGCCAACCCUCACGAAAACACAGGGCGUAAACGAGCAAACAAAUGCCCCAAACAAGGGGACUUAAACUGUCCAGGAAAACCCCACAAAAUGGGAAAACACACAACCCAUAGAUGUGCACCCACGUACACCAAACCGACUGCACAAUAAUUAAUCCCGCACAAGGAACCAUGCGGGCCGGCUGACUAAUAAAGCCUUACUACUAACUACCUAACUCAAAACAGGUGCAAUCAAU
Messenger RNA from Oncorhynchus mykiss (rainbow trout), 3995 nucleotides. RefSeq names its product voltage-dependent calcium channel gamma-1 subunit-like. Gene Ontology annotation, molecular function: voltage-gated calcium channel activity; calcium channel regulator activity. The record is from RefSeq and is a predicted model, not a curated record. Lineage: Eukaryota; Metazoa; Chordata; Actinopteri; Salmoniformes; Salmonidae. Gene Ontology annotation, cellular component: L-type voltage-gated calcium channel complex; membrane. Gene Ontology annotation, biological process: calcium ion transmembrane transport; regulation of calcium ion transmembrane transport via high voltage-gated calcium channel.